AUGACUACAAAGAAAACAGUUCCUCUUAGUCAAAUUGUUGAUUAUGCAACUAACGAAGUUAAUCCUUCUCCUAAUAUUAAAUCAUUUUCUACAUUAGCAAAAAUUGUUCGAACAUUACCAGAUGCUAAAAUAGCAAUAAGAAUCCAAUUAACUAAUAAAAUUAAGUCUUAUUGUAAUGGAUUCCUACCUAAAAAAGAAAUGUAUUAUUGUCUUUGUUUAGCUGAUUUUUUGGUUAAACAAUGUCCUGAAUUUCGACCUCAAAUGAUGAACUCAGACUUUAUAGUAUUAUUUGAAAGAGCUUCUGAAAUUUCAAAAGUAAGAAAAACUUCCAAGAAACCUUCUCUUGUUACAGAAAAAUCUAUGAAAAUUGUUCAGAGUUGGGGUCAAAUGUUCCCAGAUGAUUUGUAUGAAUAUUCUCAAAUGUAUGAUAAAUAUAUCAGUAAAGGAGUAUUAUUUCCUCUUCUUGAUUUUGAUGAUCCAGAAGAUGUCGCUGCUAUAGAAACAUUAACUACUAACAAAGUUGUUGAAGAAACUAUUGAAGAAAAAAUGAAACGUUCUGCAGCAGAAAUUAAUGAAUGUAGUGAACUUAUUCAUGAAACAUUAAAAAAAGUUACUAAUGUAUCACUUCAAGCUCAUUCUAUUAAUGCAUUAUAUAAAAGAGCUAUAGAAAUUAAUAGUAAGUUUAAUAUUCUUUUUGUAGAAUUUAUGCAAAAAUCAACUGAUACAAGUUUAUUACAGAAAUAUUCAGAAAUAGAAAAUGUAUUUACUUCAAAUAUUGCUAAACUCAUUUCAUUUAUUAAUAAUCCUCAACAAUCUUUGAUUUAUCGUACAUUCACUACUGGGCAUCUUGAUGAAGAAGAUGAUGAUAAUACAACCCUUAAAAAUUCUGUUAAUGCUCAAAGAAAAAAAAGAAUUAUCUUAUCUCCAGCUAAUUCAAAUACUAUUUCUGAUACUGACAGAACUCCAAAAGAAUCUUCUCAUUCUACAAGAAGAGGAUCAAACCAAUUGUUACCACCUCCAUCUUCUACAGGAAUUCCUAUAAGACAAACACCUCAAUCAGUUAUUCAAAUUCAUCAAAAUAAAACUGAUACAGAACCUACAGAACAUGUAAUAGUUCAUAGAAUUGGUAAAUUAAAGAAACGAUCCUUUACUCAAACAGAAUUCAAUCAUGAUUAUAAUGAAUUAAAAGAUUAA
Entamoeba histolytica HM-1:IMSS is the source of this 1194-nucleotide messenger RNA. RefSeq lists its product as uncharacterized. Bases 1 to 1194 code for a protein of 397 amino acids. The transcript has 3 exons. Lineage: Eukaryota; Evosea; Mastigamoebida; Endamoebidae. Gene Ontology annotation, molecular function: phosphatidylinositol binding; ubiquitin binding. The record is from RefSeq and is a predicted model, not a curated record.